Ophidiomyces ophidiicola is the source of this 4554-nucleotide messenger RNA. RefSeq names its product bifunctional 4-alpha-glucanotransferase/amylo-alpha-1,6-glucosidase (gene GDB1). The record is from RefSeq and is a predicted model, not a curated record. Lineage: Eukaryota; Fungi; Ascomycota; Eurotiomycetes; Onygenales; Onygenaceae. The coding region runs from base 1 to 4554 and encodes 1517 amino acids. The transcript is spliced from 2 exons. Gene Ontology annotation, molecular function: 4-alpha-glucanotransferase activity; amylo-alpha-1,6-glucosidase activity. Gene Ontology annotation, biological process: glycogen catabolic process.
AUGGCUACCCAGGUCUACUUGCUCCCAUUAAAUGACGAUGGCGCUCCGGCCGUUCCCGGGGGUUAUAUCUUUCUUCCUCCCCCAAGCGACCCACCCUAUCUGCUUCAAUUCCUAGUAGAAGGAAGCAGCCAGAUUUGUCGGAAGGGGAGUUUGUGGACCAAUAUUCCGCCCCCCGGGCAAAUUUUUGAUAGUGGGACCUUUACAGAGUUCGAGCUGAUAAUUGACAACGGGUUGGCACCGGAAUUCAAUCGAGAACUUAAGAUCAAUAUUCCAAUUACAUGUGCUGGAGCUUUUUCCUUUUACAUCACCUAUAGCUCUUUACCUCAGUUGUCGGAUUCCAAUUCCCCCUCGCCGAGCUUUCAAAUCAGAACCGAUACCUAUUAUAUUGACGUGUGCCCCGAUAUCAGGCUUAAUGGCAAGCAUAUGCCGGUCGACUCGUUAUCUAUAUUUUCUGUCAUCUCAAAAUUCAUGGGACAGUAUCCAACGGAUUGGGUUAAACAUCUUGAGGGAAUUGGCCGUCGCGGAUAUAACGUCGUCCAUUUCACGCCUUUGAUGAAGAGGGGCAGCUCUGAUUCUCCAUACAGUAUAUUCAAUCAGCUGGAAUUUGAUCCGAGCACGUUUCCGAAUGGAGAGAAAGAUAUUACCGAUAUGGUUGAGAAAAUGGAAAAGGAUUACGGUCUCCUUGCAUUGACCGACGUUGUGUGGAAUCACACCGCCCACAAUAGCCAAUGGCUGCAGGAGCAUCCUGAAGCAGGUUAUAGUACAGCAACUGCCCCUUGGUUGGAAGCUGCAUUCGACCUAGAUGAUGCGCUGCUAGGUUUCGGGAAUGACCUCGAAUCGAUUGGUCUGCCCACCGUGUUUAAUAGUACCGAAGACUUACAGUCCGUCAUUAAACAGAUUAAACCCCAUGUGAUAGAAAAGAUUAAACUCUGGGAAUUCUAUGUUCUUGACGUGAAGCGGGAUUCAAAAGCCAUUGUUGAUGCUUGGAAAAGUGGACAAGUUGAGUAUCCAAAAGGCGGCUUUGGGGAAGUUGGGGUAGGGGGAUUAAGUCAGAUCCGUGAAUGGACAUGUGAAACGCAAGCCGCCUUUUUACGGGAUAAAGCACUUGAAAACGGCGGUCAAAUUAUAGGGAGAUACGAUAGAAAGAUAAACCCCAAAAUCGGUGCUUCACUUCUCACUGCGUUAUAUGGUAGAUAUGGUACCAUGGGGGACAUUGAAGAAAUUAAAGGUAAUAUUUCCAAAAUUUUGGACGUCCUCAAUUUACCGCUGUUUGAAGAGUUCGAUAGAGAUGUGUCGGAUAUAUGCAACCAGUUAUUCAACAGGACGAAAUACCUCCGUCUAGACGAACAUGGUCCUAGAUUGGGUCCUGUCACACCUCAAAACCCUCUAAUUGAAACAUACUUCACACGCCUUCCCUUAAACGAUAACACUGCCCAUCACAACCCGAAAGCACUUGCAUUGGUGAACAAUGGAUGGGUUUGGAACGCAGAUGCAUUAAUAGAUAACGCUGGGCCGAAUUCUCGGUCAUAUUUAAAACGUGAAGUUAUUGUAUGGGGGGACUGUGUCAAAUUGCGCUACGGAAAAUCCCCAGAGGAUAACCCUUUUCUAUGGGACUAUAUGAAAAAGUAUACGACAUUAAUGGCAACACAUUUUGCAGGAUUUCGGAUCGAUAACUGUCACUCUACUCCUCUACCAGUGGCUGAAUAUUUACUACAUGAGGCUCGACGAAUUCGUCCAAAUCUGAUGGUUUAUGCAGAAUUAUUUACAGGAUCCGAGGAAAUGGACUAUCUUUUUACAAAACGGCUUGGCUUAACAGCCCUGAUUAGAGAAGCAAUGCAAGCAUGGAGCACUGCUGAGCUCAGUAGGCUGGUCCAUCGUCAUGGUGGCCGCCCUAUUGGAAGCUUUGACUCAAGUUUGUUAUCAACUUGGUCUCAGAAGGACGAUAAUUUUUCUAACCGUCAUAUUCGACCGAGUACCGUACAUGCUCUCUUUAUGGAUUGUACGCAUGAUAAUGAAAUGCCGACACAAAAACGGGACCCAAGGGAUACACUUCCUAAUGCAGCAUUAGUAGCAAUGUGUGCUUCUGCAAUCGGUAGUGUUAUGGGUUACGACGAGAUAUACCCGGAGCAUAUCAAUAUUGUUUCCGAGAAACGUUUAUAUAAAUCUGUGUUUUCAGAUAGUGAGAUACAAGGUGUCACUGGCCAUGGAGGUAUCGGUGCUGUCAAGAAGGUCUUGAACAAACUCCAUACUGAAAUGGCGAUUGAUGAAUAUGAUGAAACAUAUAUUCAUCAUGAAGGAGAGUACAUUACAAUUCACAGAGUCCAUCCCCAUACAAGGAGAGGCUUUUUAUUAGUUGCACAUACUGCUUUCAGCAGCGAGGCAGCUAAUAAAACGCUCCCUCCUGUACAUUUAGGCGGCACUAAAGCAAGGUUAUUGGGCACUUGGACGCUGGAGGUAGAUAACGAAAGUUCUACCCUGAAAUCAAUCACCUCAGAUAAGAUGAUAUUGAGAGGCUUGCCAAGUGUUGUCUCAGAGUUAUCUGGGGUGCAACUCGAGGAAAAAGGAAAUGAUACUUUCGUGCAUAUACCUUCACAUUUUCCACCAGGUUCCAUCGCCUUGAUUGAAACAUAUAUACAGGAAGCUGAUCUUCCAGCGAGUCUAAGCGACUUCAUUACAAGUGGUGCAGAUGAAGCAUUUCAAUCUAUUGAUCUUGCGGGAUUGAAUUUUGUCUUGUAUCGCUGUGAUUCUGAGGAAAGGGAUUCAAGCGAUGGCAAAGAUGGUGUCUAUAAUAUACCAAAUUUUGGCCCCUUGGUCUACGCUGGACUUCAAGGAUGGUGGAGCAUCCUUGAAGACAUAAUCAGGAAAAAUGAUCUCGGCCAUCCCCUCUGUGAUAAUCUAAGAGAGGGACCAUGGGCCCUAGAUUUUGUCGUUGGGAGAAUGAGGCGAGUCAUAGCUCAGCAAGGCUACACUAUGCUGGAAGAACCAGCAAAGUGGCUCGAGGAUCGAAUGAAUGCAGUUCGCCGGGUUCCAUCGUUCUUAUUACCGAAAUAUUUUGCAAUCAUCAUGAAGACUGCAUACGACGCUGCUUGUAGGCGCGCAAUUCAGGCAUUAGGUGUUAUCUUGGAGCACGACCAACACUUCAUUCACGAGUUAGCUCUAGUAAGUAUUCAACAACUGGGGCUUGUGAAAUCCGCGUCCCUUUAUCCCCACACACAUGUGCCUUGUCUGGCUGCCGGACUACCCCAUUUCGCCACAGACUGGGCCCGGUGUUGGGGUCGUGACGUUUUUAUCUCUCUUCGAGGCUUACUUCUCGUUACCGGUCGAUUUAAUGACGCGAAAGAGCAUAUUAUAGCAUUUGCAAGCGUUUUAAAACAUGGCAUGAUACCUAAUUUGCUUUCUUCGGGAAAGUCUCCUAGAUACAACUCGCGGGACUCGAUAUGGUUCUUUUUACAGGCUAUUCAGGAUUAUGCACUCAUUGUUCCUGGUGGCAUCCAAAUUUUGAAACAAGAGGUCUCACGUCGAUUUUUACCGUAUGAUGACACCUGGUUUCCGUUUGACGAUGAGAGAGCCUACAGCCAAAAGUCUACUAUUGCAGAUGUGAUUCAGGAAGUAUUUCAGAGACAUGCUUCGGGAAUAUCAUUCCGAGAGUAUAACGCUGGCCCUGACCUUGAUAUGCAAAUGAGUUCAGAGGGUUUUCAAAUGGAUAUUAAAGUCGAUUGGAACACUGGUAUGAUAUUCGGGGGCAACCGGUGGAACUGCGGAACGUGGAUGGACAAAAUGGGUGAAAGUGAUAAAGCUGGGAGUAAAGGAUACCCAGGAACUCCAAGAGACGGUGCACCAGUUGAAAUCACUGGAUUGGUAUACAGUGCUCUCCGUUGGGUUUCUGGACUAGGGAAGCGCGGGUUAUAUGCUCAUGACAGCGUCGAUAUCGGCCCUGGUAGGAAAGUAACCUUCCAAAGUUGGGCCGAAAAAAUCAAAUCAAACUUUGAGAAGUGCUAUUACGUACCUAUUUCCCCUGAAGAAGACAGCCAGUUCGACGUUGAUCCUAAAUAUAUUAGCCGCCGUGGCAUAUACAAAGAUAUUUACCAAUCCGGCAACCCCUCUGAUGAUUAUCAGCUCCGCCCUAAUUUUUCAAUUGCUAUGGUUACUGCUUCCGAACUUUUUGACUCAAGACGAGCAUUUCACGCUCUAACCACCUGUGAUACUGUCCUCCGUGGACCGAUGGGCAUGGCUACACUUGAUCCUAGCGAUCCAAACUAUCGACCGUACUACAACAAUUCGGAGGACUCCAACGAUUUUGCAACUUCGAAGGGGAGAAAUUACCAUCAGGGCCCUGAGUGGGUAUGGCCAACUGGUUACUUUUUACGCGCAACGCUGAAGUUUGCUUUGUCAACGGAUAAAUCACACCAGUUCUUGAUGGAUAUCUACCAACAAAUUGCAAUUCGACUUAGAGGGUGUCGAAGGGCAUUGAGAGAUAGUAUGUGGAAAGGGCUAACGGAACUGACAAACAGGAAUGGGGAGCUUUGCCCCGAUUCGGUGAGUACCCGAGGCUAA